Messenger RNA from Scophthalmus maximus (turbot), 2205 nucleotides. RefSeq names its product PEST proteolytic signal-containing nuclear protein. NCBI's taxonomy places the organism in Eukaryota, Metazoa, Chordata, Actinopteri, Pleuronectiformes, Scophthalmidae. Gene Ontology annotation, cellular component: nucleus. The record is from RefSeq and is a predicted model, not a curated record. The coding region runs from base 85 to 600 and encodes 171 amino acids. Gene Ontology annotation, biological process: protein ubiquitination; proteasome-mediated ubiquitin-dependent protein catabolic process. The transcript is spliced from 5 exons.
GUCGUCUUCUUCGUCGCUCGUAAACAUUGCACGAAGCGUCCAUGGGACCGGCGCCACCUGCCGGCGAGUCCGAGACGAGCAGAGAUGGCGGAUUACGAGCGCAGCGGCAAGAGUUGCACCGACGACGGAGGGCCGCAGGAGGAGAGGGGCAGAGUGAAAACUAAGCCUGUCUCUUGUAGCACUGUGGGAGGAGAGGGGACCGCCACCAAACGCACAUCCCAGCAUCUCUCAUCCGAGGAUGAAGAUGAGUCUUCGCCAGACCCACCAGCGCCACGCAAAAUCUCCAAAAUGGGCUUUAGCAUGACCAGUCCGAUGGGGAAGAAGGCGAUCCCCAUAACAAUCAAACUUGGAGCAACAAAACCCAAAGAGCCUGUACCAUCAAUCCCUCCAAAAAAGCCAGGAUUGGCAUCUGUUUUUAAUGAAGACGAUGAUAGUGAACCCGAGGAGAUGCCUCCAGAAGCAAAGAUGAGGAUGAAGAACAUUGGCAGGGAGACGCCAACAUCUGCGGGACCUAAUUCCUUCAACAAGGGCAAGCAAGGCUUCUCUGAUAACCAAAAACUUUGGGAAAGGAAGCUGAAGGCCCACUCAGACAAAAAGUAAACAACUACCAGAGUGUUUGUCACUAAUUGAUUAUUUUGUAUUGGUUGAAAAUCUAUGAAGGCUCAAGUGAUUCCUCACUGUAUCCUCAGUUUUGACAAUUUACCACCUUUGUAGGCAUGCGGUGAAUAAUAACUUAAGCCUUCUGUGAUACUCUGUGACUGAUCUCACAUAUACAUGUUUAACCACUGUUGGCUUAUGAGAAGCCAAUGUGAUGAGAGGUGUAGAGUGCUGUGUUGAAGAGAUAUGGGGCAAAUAAAUUAGCCACACUUGUUUAAACUGUAUACAAUUGGCUAAUGGUAAAAUCUAGCAUCUUUUAGAGCCAUCAUGCCCCCUUUACAUCUUGCUUAUUCCUCUCUAAAGCUGGUCAUGUGUGAUCCCGAGCAACUCUUAAUUUUACUUGUCUAAUAUUUGUGUAAAAAUGUACAUAGUGUGAUAAUGUUUUUUGUUGUUUUUUUUAUCCGCAAAUGAGAGUGAUUGUCAUGUUAAUGUGGGGAUCAAGUGGGACGCAGACUAGACAUGCAGAAUUAUUGUUUGGUUUCAUUUAGUUUCUCAGCGUCAAUGUACAACCCCUUUUUUUAGUUUGAUAUAUAACAGGAACUUUAUCAUUGUUAAUCAACAACUCUUUGUUCACACCAACUGUGCCCAUGAGGUGCAUGGGCAGCAUUUCGUUUGAUUUUUAAGGUUUUUCCUUCAACAUUUUUUCUGGUUUGGCUUAAUCAAAACUGAUUUCUUUCCAUUUCACUGAAAGGGGCAGCAAGCGAUUUUGAUCAAAUAAAACUUUUUGUAAAGUUCAGCGAAUAUAUUCCCUCACGGUCCGCAAGCUGUCUGUUCUGUGUGCUGGGAAAAAAUAACAGUUUUUUCAGCGCAGCCCUGGCUCUUUAAAUUGAAAACAAAAUGGUGCGAACCGCACCUCACGACACUUGUGUGUGCAGUUUGUAAACUACAUAACCCGACAUCUUAAGAGACGUGCUAGCGACAGACGCUACUGUACGACUCAGGGCUUUUGGCAUCAUGGUUUGCACGUCUGUCUCGCUUACCUGAGACUGCGGGUUAGAGCGGUGACCAGUGCAGUCAAGAAAAUAAUAGAAAAUCGCUGACUGGCCCUUUAAUCUAGGACAUUUAUUUACCCUUCCAAUGGGUCUGUUUUCAUUUUUAUUUUCACUCCUGAAGGACUAAUAAUGUGUUUUUUGUUGACAAUUACGUGAGGAUCAGAAUCAUACAGCCAUAACAUGAAUACGGGGGCGCUGGUAACAGUUACAACCAACGAUUUCUGGGAGGGUUUAGCUAUCCGUUAAUAAUGAUUAUGCUCGUUUACAAACAUUUUCCAUCGACACUAACACUAGAAAAACCCACAUUUCAGAAAUCUAGCCCCAAUCCUUAGAUUAAGAUACCUGCAGCACCUCUGUGACUCCUCCUGUGCCCGAAUCUCUGAUAAAAAUUCCCUUGAUCAAAAGUGUAAACUUUGAAUUUCCUGCGUGGUUUACCUCACAUUGUGCAGAAUUUCCCAAACGAUUUACAUCAAUAUCCACUGCUGUGACCUGUUUUGUCAAACAGAACUCUCUUGAAAACAUUUAAAAUGCAUUAAAAAAACCCCACAAAAUCUUG